Aspergillus puulaauensis is the source of this 795-nucleotide messenger RNA. RefSeq lists its product as uncharacterized. The record is from RefSeq and is a predicted model, not a curated record. The coding region runs from base 1 to 795 and encodes 264 amino acids. NCBI's taxonomy places the organism in Eukaryota, Fungi, Ascomycota, Eurotiomycetes, Eurotiales, Aspergillaceae. The transcript has 2 exons.
AUGUCGCGUUUAGCAACCUUAUCUGCAUAUCUUCUGGCCUCUAGUAUUUUCUUGCCUGUCGCACACGCAUACGAGAACAGCGCUCUUCAACCAGAUACAACCGCGGUAAAUGCCGGACCACUGACAACCCAAUUCGUGCCUCCAUCGUCAUGCUUUGAUAUGAGAACGCGGGCCCCGUACGGCAACAUCAAGCUCGAAAUGGGCUGCGGCGAAGGACCCAUGAGCAGUGAAUGCUGCCCGGAUAACUGGGCGAGUGGUGUCUUUUACAGUCCUGGAAUGUGCCCUUCAGGCUACCACGCAUGCCCCCUAUCAUCGAGCAAGCAACGCCUAGAAACGACGAAUAUCUGCUGUCCGAUGGGAUAUAGAUGCGCCGAGCGAAAUUACUGCUUCUCUUACCCCGAAAGCACAUCGACCCUGACAUACAGCGAUGAGAAACUCUCGACUGUAUACGAGGUCUGGUACUACGCAGCCACCCCGAUCCAGAUCCGUUUCAAAGCCGAGGAGUCGGACAUCGUCCCUGUGCCGACAGGAUCCUUCAGUCUGCCACGGGAGUUCCUAUAUACGCGCGAGAAGGUCGGAAUUGGGAUUGGGGUUACUGCUGCGGUGGGCCUGGCUUCCUUGGCGAUAUACUACUGUUGGUUUGUUCGGCGGAGGAGAAGGGCAGCAGCAGCUGCUGAAGCUGAGUUUGCCCACCAGCAGCUUACGCCCUUGGUGCCGCAGGAUGGGCAGGUUUAUGACUUGGGUCCUCCGCCUCCUUACCCAGGGCAUACGGGUGAUAUAAAUCCAAAGCGAUAG